AUGGAAAAGAAUAGUAUCACUGGGAUCAGAAAACUUCCAAAUAACAGUGCAUUUAAUUUUACAAUUACAAGGUCUAUUAUUGGGUCCGGCAAGAAUUCCAGCCCAGGUCAAACUACAGAAGGUAGGAGUUUACAAUCAGAUAAUGAAUCUAAAAGAAAUAAUAACUACUUACGUCCUAGUAAAAGGUUAUGCAAGCGCACAGAAGUUGAAUAUGACAAUUCAGAAAGAUUCUCCCCUGUAGCUGAACUCGACAUCCCCAAUGGUGUACUUAUCAAGGGCAUGAUUCCGUAUUCUAUGGAGCUUGAUAAAUGUGAAGAAGGCAGCAUGAACCAAUAUUUUGAUUAUGUAACUCCUUCAAGUGAUGCACCUGUCCUUAUGGAAUAUGAAGAUUGUGAUGAAUCGGAACAACUGAUUCCUGUUUGCAAUGGUGUAAAUGGAACUCAAAAACGGGAGCAUAACAGUCAUGCUGCAGGAGAUAGGUUACACACAGAACAAGCAAUUUCAACAGCUAGAUCAAAUAAUAAACCAGAUGUAUUACCAGAUAAUGAAAUACUCGAUUACGAAGUUGAUUCGAAAAUGAUUCGAAAUGUUCGAGUCUAGAAGCAGAUUUUUCGGAUGAAGAAAGCGUCAAAGAAGAAUCCGAUUAUGAAGAUGUGCCGGCAGAAAGACAACAAGAAGAUGCGGAAAUGUUCGAAGAAGAAAUGCUUGAUAGUGAAUUUGAAGAUGACGGCGAUAUAAAUACUCAACAGGAAACAUUUUCUGAUCAAGAAAACGAUGAUUCUAAUGAUUCUAAUUGUUUGGAACAGAUAUUAACAACACCGUGGGCUUUUGACUUUGACGACAGACCAGUAACAGAGUGGACUGCCUGUAACCAUUUCAGGCCUAUCCGAUUGUUUUUAAAGGAUAUAGGGUAUGUUCCAGAUGUCGCUGAAGAUGAUGACGUUUUUGAAGUUAAAAGUUCCGAUCAGUUUCAUCAGAAAGUGACAGAUAAUUUUGUAUUUAAAAGCCCACUACCACCUAAACCAGUGCCACAAAAGCAAAAAGAAAUAAUUGUUACUCCACCUAAACCAGAAGAUGAUACUAUAUCAUUGUAUGCGUCAACAUUAUCUGGAUUCUCUGACGACGAAGAUGGUGAUGCGCCUCCAUCUCAUUUUUCGCGUACUACCUUCUUGGAAAGAGAAAAACGCCCCACUGCAUCACUUCAAAUAAAUUCUGAUCUUUUCGAAAAGCCACGCGACACUCUUAAUUUUGAACCGGCCCGAUAUAAUGUGGUAAAUGAUCCUUACAGUUACGAAAACCGAGAAGAAAACCUUCUAAAACGUUCUCGAAAUUUGGAAUUGCGACAGGAGAACCUGCCAAACAGUUCUCGCAAUUUGGAAUCGCGACAGGAAAACCUGCCAAACAAUUCCCGCAAUUUGAAGUUGCGACAGGAAAAUUUGCCAAACAGUUCUCGCAAUUUGCGGCAGGAAAACCUGCCAAAUAGUUCUCGCAAUAUGGAAAUGCGACAGGAAAACCUGCCAACAAACACUUCUCGCAAUUUGCGACAGGAAAACCUGCCAAAUAGUUCCCGCAAUUUGGAAUUGCGACAGGAAAACCUGCUAAAUGGUGCUCGCAAUUUGGAAUUGCGACAGGAAAAGAUGCCAGAAUCAACAAAAGUGCUUAGCUCGAAUUUUACCUUUAGCGAGGUCCCAAAGGUUUUCUACGGUUUAUGUUUCGACAUUUUCUUCAAUGGUCUCUGUAGAAAAAAAAAUUGUAACAAGUCUCAUCGUUUAUUAUGCAAGUUAUUCAUUACGAAAUGCCAGAAACUCGAACCGGAAAAGGUGGUCGAAGCUUACGAAUUUAGUAAAAAAUACCCCUUGUUGUUUGAAGGUGCUUAUAAAUGUUUUAUAGACCUUUUUGUUGCCUUAAAACUAGAGGAGCAGUUGAUCAAUUGUAUUUUCGAUAUUAUUACAAUGCAGUAUAAACUUGACUUUCCAAAAGCAAUAAGACAUGUCAUCGCAGCUCUCCAAAAUUUUACUAUUACUGCAGAAACUUUCGAUAAGAUCGCACGUGGAGUGGAUUUCAAGCAGUACCCGGUUUUAGUUGAGGCCCUCAUUGAUGCACUUUCGGCACAACCUAAUGUGUCUCAAAGUUGGCGUAUGCUUAGAAAACUGAUCCACAUAAGCAAUUACAUCUCCCCAGAAUCUGCCACUAGAUUAUUGAUGCGUUUUGGGUCGGAAUUACCCCUCGAUCUUAUAAUAUGGCGUAACAUAUACGAGGAAAUUAUUGAAAACAAGUUGACGGAUCUAUCUAAAGUAUCUACUCAAUUGAUAACUAUCAUAAAAAGGUCACUAAACCCAGAAAAAUGCAUAAAGGACAAUAACAUCAAGAUAUCUGUUAACUCUGGAGAUAAUGCGUGUAAUGGAAUCGAAAGUGACAAUUCACGUAAUCUUAUACGUUCUAGAUCAGACGAAAGCGUCAAUGAAAGUUACAUGCCGUAUACCAAGCGCCCAACUAAGCGCUCUAGAUCGAAUGAAAUGAUUGAUACAGAUAAUCAAGUUGAGAUAAUAGAUCGUUAUGCUCCAUCUACAUCUAUUGCCACUUCUCGACCUAAUGCAAUAUAUAAGGCAAAAUCAUCAACUUAUAGCACUGAAUCAAGACAAAAAUCAUUUAUCGAUCAAAUACAAGCGGAAACCAUAUGCGUAUUUCCAAUAAGUCAUAUCGUCGGAGAAUUCCAGUUUAAAAAUCCGCUCUCCUUAACUUCUUCGAAGUCACUGCACGAUUUGCUACCUGCCUCCGUGGCACAGCGCCCGUUGGACCACAUAAAUCUUUAUAAGUGCAUAAAGUUCUUGAAUGCAGAAGAGUUCUUGGAAUAUUUGAAACAGGACGCAAUUCUGUCGACGAUAGAAGUUUUUUUAAUGCAGUGUAUUAUGGAAUUCGAAAGGGACUACUCGAGUUUUUUGAAGAUGAUAGAGCAAAUAAAAAUUGUUCAACCGUCUUAUAAUAAAAACCGUAUUCUCAAAGGAGUUCUAGAAGUGAUUGCUUUCAAUCUGAUCAUACUCUCAGAUAAACGGAAUGAGCACGACACUGCGAAAAAACUAAUAGAAACAUUUUUGGAUUGGGAUAGUAUGUUAACGUCAAAGAUAUUAGUAGAAGACCACGGAUAUAUGAGUCACAUGGGAAAGUAUAUACAAUUAGCGAGUGUUUUAGAGAAGUGCAAUGCUUUUUUCUUGUGUUUCUCGGUCUUAAGUUCACUGGGAUUGAAGUUGAUGCAAUCUCCGAAAAAAUGGCCCGUUAAAAAUGAUCCGGAAAUAGACCUGCUAAAUCGAAACGCUCUGCUUAACAAAUUUCUAAAUCGUGCAAUGAAGUAUGCGAAACCAGAGCUAUGCGGAUUGUACAAACAUAUGUUUUCGACGGAUGUAUAUAGAUUUGAUGCCCCUAGCUCUUUCAAUUCUAUGCUGAAUAAUAUAUUUAAACAAAAAGACUGGUCGUUUCUUGGUCAUUUCUCCCUCAGUAUAGAAGUAUUUUACGAAAAGAUGGACCUUGACAAACUGCGGGCUUUUAUCGUUAUCAUGGCACAGCGAUCGACAUCGAUUUCCCAAAGGUUGAAAUACUUCGAUUGCGGGUGUAAGAGGGAUAUUUAUCCAAGGAUAACCGGUCAAGAAUCUGUGAUCAAAAUCGAAGUAAAUAUGCCCGAGUCUGAGAUUCAGCUGUUCCUGGAACAAUAUUUCUACAAUAUGCGAUUGUCGAGGAGUAAAUUCUCUACGGGACUCACGAUAGAUAUUAGUUUACCACUUGUUUCUAAAGGAGAAUUGAGUUAUCUCGAUCUGAUAGGCAGUACUACUUGGAGUUUUCCCGAUACCAAUUUCACCGUCAGGAACUUGUUAAUAGACUAUUUUAGAUUCGAAGAAACGCAAUUGACUAGUCCUAAUAAUAACACGAUCAGAAUAUCUUCUCAAUCUUUGAUGUCAUGGGCCGGGGGACAUUGA
Molecule: messenger RNA, 3968 nt
Organism: Diabrotica balteata
Lineage: Eukaryota; Metazoa; Arthropoda; Insecta; Coleoptera; Chrysomelidae
Source: the annotation of a GenBank genome assembly